Messenger RNA from Aspergillus viridinutans, 1275 nucleotides. RefSeq names its product adenylosuccinate synthase ADE12 (gene adB). The transcript has 4 exons. Gene Ontology annotation, molecular function: GTP binding; adenylosuccinate synthase activity. The coding region runs from base 1 to 1275 and encodes 424 amino acids. NCBI's taxonomy places the organism in Eukaryota, Fungi, Ascomycota, Eurotiomycetes, Eurotiales, Aspergillaceae. Gene Ontology annotation, cellular component: cytoplasm. Gene Ontology annotation, biological process: 'de novo' AMP biosynthetic process; IMP metabolic process. The record is from RefSeq and is a predicted model, not a curated record.
AUGGGUAUCACGAUCGUUCUGGGUAGCCAGUGGGGUGAUGAAGGAAAGGGGAAGAUCACAGAUAUGCUUUCGCAGCAGGCUACGCUCUGCUGUCGUGCUGCUGGCGGCCACAAUGCGGGCCACACCAUUGUCCAUGACAACAUCACUUACGACUUCCACAUUCUUCCCUCUGGAUUGGUGUCUCCCUCCUGCGUUAACCUCAUCGGCGCUGGAACUGUUGUGCACGUUCCCAGCUUCUUCAAGGAGCUGGCCUCGUUGGAGGAGAAGGGGCUGAAGGAUGCCGGCAAACGCAUUUUCAUCUCCGACCGCGCGCAUGUCUGCUUCGAUCUGCACUCCGUUGUUGAUGGUCUGGAGGAGGCUAAGCUGGGUGGUCGCAAGGUCGGUACCACCGGUAAGGGUAUUGGUCCUUGCUACAGUGACAAGGCUGCCCGUCGGGGUGUCCGUAUUGGCGAGAUUCUGGACGAGACGGUCUUUGAGCGCAAGCUGCGGUCUUUGCAUGCUGGAUAUACUGCGAGAUUCGGUGACCUGGAAUAUGAUGUCGAGGAGGAGAUUGGUCGAUUCAAGGACUACCGGAAACGCUUGGUCCCCUACGUUGUCGACCAACUUGCCUUCUUCAAGCAGUACAAGGACUCGCCGAACACUCUCGUUGAGGGCGCCAACGCUCUCAUGCUCGACCUGGACCACGGAACCUACCCCUACGUGACCUCCUCGUCCACCGGUCUGGGUGGUGCCGUCCAGGCUCUGUCCCUCAACCCUGCCAGCAUCACCUCCGUUAUUGGUGUGGUCAAGGCGUACACCACCCGUGUCGGCUCGGGCCCCUUCCCUAGCGAACAGUUGAACGAAUACGGCGACAAGCUGCAGUCAGUCGGCAGGGAAUUCGGUGUCACCACCGGCCGUCGUCGUCGCUGCGGGUGGUUCGAUCUCGUCCUCUGCCGCUACUCCCAGGCGGUCAACCACUACACCGCGCUGAACCUGACCAAGCUGGACAUCUUGGACGACUUUGACGAGAUCAAGGUCGCAGUUGCCUACGUCCUUCCUGACGGAACCCGCCUGACCGACACCUACCCGGCCAACGCCGAUGUCCUUGAGAAGGUCAAGGUCGAGUACGUCACUCUGCCGGGCUGGAAGAGCAAUACAAUGGGUGUCAAGAAGUACGAGGACCUUCCUGCCAAUGCCCGCGCCUACAUCGAGUACAUUGAGCGGGAACUGGGCGGUGUACCUGUAAAAUGGAUCGGUACCGGGCCCGCCAGAGACCACAUGAUCUGCCGGGAGUAA